GAUGAGGGGAGGGCUCUAGACACAGAUAGGGUUACUGCUCAGCGCUGUCUGCUCUUACACUGGCCGCCUUUCUCCCUCGCUGAUGUCAUUGUUUGACGUUUUCUUGGUCGUUACUGGGCGAGUCGUCGCUUCCACCGUCGGACGAUCCACUGCUUGGCCAUCAUCAUCAUCAUCAUCAUCAUCAUCAUCAUCAUCAUCAGCUAGUCUCGGCCAUCUCCCCUACGGGGCGGCAGCGAAGACGCGCGACCACGAACACGGGGCGCUCGCUUUAACGCAGGAAGGUCGGACGAUUCUGUGGACUGUCGGCUUUUCGGCGCCUCUGAACAGUCGGCGAAGUGGAUAGUUUUUGUCAACUUUUCCAAAGUGCCCCACGUUACAUUUUUAUUGUCUUUGUGUCGAGAAGAUAAUACGGACGAGUGACAGAUACUUAGACAGUUCUGCACUUCGCAAGAGUAGGGAGCGAGAGAGAGAGUCUAAACCAUAUUUCAGCAACUUAAGUGGCUACCUUUGCGUCAUCUUGAGGAACUGACUCCGCUCACUCCGCACGUAUUUAUUAGGGGUGCAGCGAUGUGGCCCGGGGCUGUGAUUGGCUGUGCGCUACUCGCACUGUGUUCAGCGGCUCCGCCGGCACACAUCAACCGCUUGGCACUUUUCCCUGACAAGAGUGCCUGGUGUGAAGCCAAGAACAUCACUCAGAUAGUCGGGCACACGGGCUGCCAGGCGCGUUCCAUCCAAAACAGGGCAUGUUUGGGGCAGUGCUUUAGCUACAGUGUGCCCAACACUUUCCCCCAGUCCACCGAGUCCUUAGUGCACUGUGACUCCUGCAUGCCAGCUCAGACCCAGUGGGAAGUGGUCACUCUGGAGUGUCCGGGCAGUACUGACUCUCCCCGGGUAGACAAGCUAGUAGAGCAGAUCUUACACUGCAGCUGCCAGUCCUGCAGUAAGGAGGCCGGCCAGGAGGGGCCGCUGAUGCAGCUGUACCCCUUGGAGAGCGCGCUGGAGUCUCCCUCUCCUCCUGACGCACAGCUACAGCAUGCUCAUACACAGUUCGAGGCACAUGCGCACACACACAGCCCUGAGGGUGGAUGAUCAGGAGCUCUACACGUCCACAUCCACCUCCAACCCACGGCUGCUCUCCUCGUACAACACAAGCUCUUUUCUUUCUCUUUCAUGAUUUCAGUCUCUGCCUCUCGGUUUUUUGUUUUUUUUUUCUUCCUCUCAGCACCUCUUCUUCUCACCCACCCCUCUCGGUGAAUUUUAAAGCACUUUUAAAAAUAACACCCUUAUUAAUACUCUUCUGCUUAAUACCAACCAAUCACAAGCUGUGUCUGAUUUCCACCAACCUCUCUGUUCUCUCAGGGGGCAUUGGCUGAAAACUUAAAUAGCACACACAUGCACACCCUGUUUUAUGUCAUAUACAAAUUCUGAGCAUAAACUCAAGUAUAAACCAGUAUAUAUAUAUGGUAUAGAACAUCCAUAAAUGCCUAGAAUCAAACACUUGUUCACUCAAACACACAUGCAAAUUCCCUGGCUUGUUUUGUUUGUGUGUCACAAAUGUAUGCCUCUAAACAAUAAAUAAUCAGAAUGUGUGUCUAAAUGUC
Molecule: messenger RNA, 1601 nt
Organism: Electrophorus electricus (electric eel)
Lineage: Eukaryota; Metazoa; Chordata; Actinopteri; Gymnotiformes; Gymnotidae
Source: RefSeq, a predicted model, not a curated record